GUAAGGGGCAGGCAGGCGGAAGUAGGGGGCGGGCUGGUGUAUGCGCGGUCGCAGCGCGGCGCGGCGCGGCACGUGAAGGUCGUGGUGGUGGCGGCGGCAUGGAGGCGCCGUCCGGUGGCGGGCUGGGGGGAGCCGACCCGCAGCUCCAGCGCUUCAUCGAGGUGGAGACUCAGAAACAGCGGUUCCAGCAGCUGGUGCACCAGAUGACCGAGCUCUGCUGGGAGAAGUGCAUGGACAAGCCCGGGCCGAAGCUGGACAGCCGGGCUGAGACAUGCUUCGUGAACUGCGUGGAGCGCUUCAUCGACACCAGUCAGUUCAUCCUGAACCGGCUGGAGCAGACGCAGAAGUCCAAAUCGGCCUUCUCAGAGAGCCUGUCCGACUGAGCGGCCCCAAAAAUGUGGGGUGGGACGGCCCUGCUGCUCCCUGCGCCCGUCCCUCUGCUGCCCCGAUGAGCCGAGGUCAGCUCCGGGGCGUAGGGUUUAAUUAAACGACGGUUUUGUGAAAGCUGCAGCCAGCCAGAUGAGAGCCCGUAACAGAUCCACCCGCUCUUCCGCGCGGUGUCGUGCUGCGCCCAUCCCCGAUUGCCGGGAAGCAUCUUCACACGGGGACACGGGGGCUGCAGGUGUCAUGCAUGAAGUGGUGGCGGUGGCGAUGCUCCUGACAGGGGUGCUCCCAGCACUAAGCGUGCCACUGCUGCCUUAAACAGUGCUGCACACACCUUCAUUGCACAAAACCAACCCUCCUCGGUAGGUGCCAACGAGCUGUGCAGUCCCUGUGGCUGUGCAGAAGGAGGGCAGCAGGACUGCACCAGCACAGGCACCCCUAGCGAGGAGAGCUGCUGGGCAUGGCGAACAUCCCGGGCAGUGUCACUGCUGGAAGACAUUUCAAGGCUUCCCUAAAGUCAUUCACGUGGCCAAGUGGCAAACUUUCAAAUUGCAGCACGGCUCUCUCAGUACUGACUUGCUCCAUUCAUUGCUUUCUCCUAGUCAAUGUAAUAAAUAUUAAGUGGGUCAAAUUUUUAA
This is a messenger RNA of Numida meleagris (helmeted guineafowl), 1022 nucleotides long. It is a transcript of the gene TIMM8A, whose product is annotated as translocase of inner mitochondrial membrane 8A. NCBI's taxonomy places the organism in Eukaryota, Metazoa, Chordata, Aves, Galliformes, Numididae. The record is from RefSeq and is a predicted model, not a curated record. Bases 99 to 383 code for a protein of 94 amino acids. The transcript has 2 exons.